This is a messenger RNA of Drosophila teissieri, 2269 nucleotides long. It is a transcript of the gene nAChRalpha2, whose product is annotated as acetylcholine receptor subunit alpha-like 2. Gene Ontology annotation, cellular component: synapse; neuron projection; postsynaptic membrane. The coding region runs from base 502 to 2181 and encodes 559 amino acids. Gene Ontology annotation, biological process: regulation of membrane potential; signal transduction; nervous system process. The record is from RefSeq and is a predicted model, not a curated record. Gene Ontology annotation, molecular function: acetylcholine-gated monoatomic cation-selective channel activity; transmembrane signaling receptor activity. NCBI's taxonomy places the organism in Eukaryota, Metazoa, Arthropoda, Insecta, Diptera, Drosophilidae. The transcript has 7 exons.
AAAAAUUAGCUUAGGAGUUUGAAUAUUUUUUCGAAAUUUUUAAGCACAAAAUUUAGUUGGUGCAAAAUUAAAAAAUAAUUUAAGCAAGUUAAGGCGGCCGGAGCAAAAACAAAAUCAGCUGCCUGGGCGCAGCGGCUUCAGCUGCUCAAGCAGUGCGCCGAAUCGGGAAAUCAGUUGGCAGCAGCGAGACUUGGAGACUUGUAAACACUUUUAGGCCAUGUGCUAAAAGCCACUUACUCGCUCCGUGUGCCCCACGAACUGCGUCAGAGAUUGAGCAGCAAGCACCAAGGGGCAAGCAGCAAGCACCAAGCAGCAAGCAGCAAGCACCCAAGGCGGCAAAGGCAGAAAGGUAAACAAAAACCUGUGCGCGUGUUUUUUGUGCAUCAAUAAAACACCGGCUCACCGCCCACACGCCGCACAGCGCCAAGGUCCUUUCUUUGGUCCUUUCUUUUUCGUUUUUUUUUUUUUUUGUGUUUUUAUUUUCUGCGCCGUGACGUCACCAUGGCUCCUGGCUGCUGCAACGCACGCCCCCGCCCCACCGCCCUGCUCGCCCACAUCUGGCGCCACUGCAAGCCGCUCUGCCUGCUCCUGGUGCUCCUGCUGCUCUGCGAAACCGUUCAGGCGAAUCCCGAUGCCAAGCGCCUCUACGACGAUCUGCUGAGCAACUACAAUCGCCUCAUCCGCCCCGUGAGCAAUAACACGGACACGGUGCUGGUCAAGCUGGGCCUCCGGCUGUCCCAACUCAUCGAUUUGAAUCUCAAAGAUCAAAUUCUAACGACCAACGUGUGGCUGGAGCACGAGUGGCAGGAUCAUAAAUUCAAGUGGGAUCCCUCGGAGUACGGCGGCGUCACCGAGCUUUAUGUGCCCUCCGAGCACAUCUGGCUGCCCGACAUUGUGCUCUACAACAAUGCCGAUGGCGAGUACGUGGUCACCACCAUGACGAAGGCCAUCCUCCACUACACCGGCAAGGUGGUGUGGACUCCGCCGGCCAUCUUCAAGUCCAGCUGCGAGAUUGAUGUGCGCUACUUUCCCUUCGAUCAGCAGACCUGCUUCAUGAAGUUCGGCUCGUGGACCUACGACGGUGAUCAGAUCGAUUUGAAGCACAUCAGCCAGAAGAACGACAAGGACAACAAGGUGGAGAUAGGCAUCGACCUGCGCGAGUACUAUCCCAGUGUGGAGUGGGACAUCCUUGGCGUUCCGGCCGAGCGGCACGAGAAGUACUAUCCCUGCUGCGCCGAGCCGUAUCCGGAUAUCUUCUUCAAUAUCACCCUGCGGCGCAAGACUCUCUUCUACACGGUCAACCUCAUCAUUCCAUGUGUGGGCAUCUCCUAUCUAUCGGUGCUGGUCUUCUACCUGCCCGCCGAUUCCGGCGAGAAGAUUGCCCUGUGCAUCAGCAUCCUCCUGUCGCAAACCAUGUUCUUUUUGCUCAUAUCGGAGAUCAUACCCUCGACUUCACUGGCACUGCCGCUACUGGGAAAGUAUCUACUGUUCACCAUGUUGCUGGUCGGGCUGAGUGUGGUCAUCACGAUUAUCAUACUGAACAUACACUACCGCAAGCCGAGUACGCACAAGAUGCGCCCCUGGAUCAGGUCGUUCUUCAUCAAGAGGCUGCCGAAACUCCUGCUGAUGCGUGUGCCCAAGGACCUGCUGCGCGACCUGGCGGCCAACAAGAUCAACUACGGCCUCAAGUUCAGCAAGACCAAGUUCGGACAGGCGCUGAUGGACGAGAUGCAAAUGAACUCCGGCGGCUCCAGUCCGGACUCCCUGCGGCGGAUGCAAGGUCGUGUGGGUGCCGGUGGCUGCAAUGGCAUGCACGUGACCACGGCCACAAACAGAUUCAGCGGCUUGGUGGGGGCUCUGGGCGGCGGACUGAGCACCCUGAGCGGCUACAACGGACUGCCAUCGGUGCUAUCCGGAUUGGACGACUCUUUGAGCGAUGUGGCCGCACGCAAAAAGUAUCCAUUCGAGCUGGAAAAGGCCAUCCACAACGUCAUGUUCAUACAGCACCACAUGCAGCGGCAGGACGAGUUCAAUGCGGUGAGUAGAAGAUCAGGACUGGGGCUUCGUGGCCAUGGUCAUGGAUCGCCUGUUCCUCUGGCUCUUCAUGAUCGCCUCCUUGGUGGGCACAUUUGUGAUCCUGGGCGAGGCACCGUCGCUGUACGACGACACCAAGGCCAUUGAUGUUCAGCUAUCGGAUGUUGCCAAGCAAAUCUACAAUCUAACCGAGAAGAAGAAUUAAAUUCAUGUGAACGUAGGCUUAAGACAACAU